This is a messenger RNA of Anopheles coustani, 3693 nucleotides long. RefSeq names its product mitochondrial proton/calcium exchanger protein (gene Letm1). The coding region runs from base 414 to 3152 and encodes 912 amino acids. Gene Ontology annotation, biological process: intracellular monoatomic cation homeostasis. The transcript has 6 exons. Gene Ontology annotation, cellular component: mitochondrial inner membrane. The record is from RefSeq and is a predicted model, not a curated record. Lineage: Eukaryota; Metazoa; Arthropoda; Insecta; Diptera; Culicidae. Gene Ontology annotation, molecular function: calcium ion binding; ribosome binding.
UUCGGCCGGAUUUGGGGAGAUGGAAAUUUUCCUCCGUACAGCCGUGAACAAUAUUUUAUCGUCAUUAGUUCGAAACACCGUCCAGAUUGCAGUGAAAAGGAAGCAUCCUUUCUGAAAGAGAAAGGUCAGCACCUUUGAAUACCGAGUGGUUUUAGUUUGGAAGCAAAAUCUUCAGUGUUCAAUUUCGCAUUGUAAUAGCUCGCUAUCCCAGGUUACAUUGCGGCUGACGUUGUAUUUGCCGCAACAGCAACAGCAACAGAGAAGUCUAUUUGCUGAUUGUAAUCAUCCAUCGGCCGAAGCGCCUUUUGCGGUGUACAUUUUAUAGUUACCUGUUCCAUAUGCAGUGAUCCCAGUGUAGUGCAUUGGUUACCAUUUGGUGAAGUGUUUUGAAAAUCGUGCAAUCAUACUUAACGAUGAGUCUGCUGCUUAGAAACCAUAGUCAGCUGAUUGGCAUGAACCGCUACUACCGGAACAUUCACCCCAAUGUCCGGGUACGAUUCGCCAGCUAUCGAUCGAAGCGACCGAUCGGUGUCCUGAGCGCACAGUAUGAUUAUGUGUGCCUGGGGAACGCCAACUUCGGAAGCAACUCCAGCUCAUGGACACCGGCCGCCGGUGGUGUACGGCAGCCCGGUGGUGGGUUGGUUCUGCUGGAUGCCCUCGGCUACGGAACGCCACAGACGAUCCGAUGCAUUUCCACCACGAGCUGGCUUCGUGAGCAACCAUCCUCGAAGAUCGAGGUUACCGUACAGACGUUAAAGCAGACGCAAAAGGAGAAGGAGAAAGAACAGCAGGUGGCAAACGGGAAGGUGAGCAGCGCCGCUGGCACGGUUAAUGGCGCACCGGUCACGAAAGGGUUCACCGACAGUACCACCGUGGCUGCGGCCAGCGGUAGCGAAAAUGUUACCGGAGGCACAGCGUCGAGCAACGCCACCACGCCACAGACUGCGGCCCAAGGGGCGGCAGUGGUAGCGACGGCGCCGGUGGUGAAGAAAACACUCAAGCAACGGAUAUGGGCAGAAGUGUUGCACUACUACCACGGGUUCCGUUUGCUGUUCAUCGACAUCAACAUCAGCCGGAAGCUGCUGUGGCGUGUGCUGAACGGUAAAACGUUGACGCGUCGCGAGCAUCGGCUCCUUAUUCGGACGACCUCGGAUCUGUUCCGGCUGGUGCCGUUUUCGGUGUUCAUCAUCGUGCCGUUCAUGGAGCUGCUGUUACCACUCGCGAUCAAGCUGUUCCCGGGCAUGCUGCCCUCUACGUUCCAGACAUCCACCGACGUGGAGGACAAGUUCAAGCAGACGUUCAAGGUGAAGCUGGAAAUGGCCAAAUUCCUCCAGAAGACGCUGGACGAUAUGGCGGUGCAACACAAGGAGCAUCGGUCGCAGGCGGCCAAGGAUUUUACCGAGUUCUUUACGCGCGUCCGCACGACGGACAACUUUACCGCGUCCAACGAGGAGAUCCUGAAAUUCUCCAAGCUGUUUGAGGAUGAAAUUACGCUCGACUCACUGUCACGCCCACAGCUGCAGGCCCUAUGCCGGGUGGUGGAGGUUUCCCCCAUUGGCACUUCCAAUUUGCUGCGCUUUCAGCUACGCAUGAAGCUGCGCAGUCUCGCCGCGGACGAUCGUACCAUCCAGAAGGAGGGUAUCGAGUCGUUGAACCUCUCCGAGCUACAAGCGGCCUGCCGGGCACGUGGUAUGCGUGCCUAUGGUGCGUCGGAAGAGCGGCUGAAGUCGCAGCUGCAAGAAUGGAUAAACCUCAGUCUGAACGAGAAGGUUCCACCGUCGCUGCUGUUACUUUCCCGCGCUAUGAUGCUUCCGGAGCACAUUACGACCGGCGACAAGCUGAAGGCGACCAUUUCCUCGCUGCCCGACUCGGUCGGUACCGUCACGAAGGCGGCGAUCGGCGAGCGCGAGGGUAAGAUCGAUAACAAGACGAAGAUCGAGGUUAUCAAGGAGGAACAACGGCGCAUCCUGGAGGAGCGCGAAGAGGAGAAAGAAAAGCAGAAGGAGCAGCGCGAACAGCAGGAACUGGUCGACGGUGCACCGAUCCUGAUGGCGGACGGUACGGAUCCAAAAACGACCGCCCCCGGAAGCGCUGUGCAGCAACCGGAGGUUAUCUUUGCGCCUGCACCUGCAACCAAGAUCAUUCUCGAUCCGCUACCAAAGCCGCCACAAACGGCCGAGGAGAUCUCCAGUGUGGACCUGGAGGUGCUCGGCGAUGCCCUGGAAACGCUGGGCAAAAACAAAAAGUCGCUGCUGGUAGAGAAGGAGGAAAUGCGAGACCUGAAGGAAGAAAUUGCCGACUAUCAGGAGGACGUACAGGAGCUGCAGGAGGUUGUCACAUCCGCCAAGAACAAGGAAGAGGUGCAGGUGAAGGAAUCGCGAGCCGCCAAGCUUCUGUUCAAGAAGGUCAACUCGAUGAUCAACAAAAUGGACACGGUACUGACGGACCUGGAGCGCAAAGAGAAGCAACUCAAGGAGCGUAAGCACGCGGCAGAACAGAGCGAUGGGCUGCAGGUACCGCCCGCGGCCGAAGAGGAACUGGUGCGGAUAGAUGAGCUGAUGUCCGCCAUCAAGAAGAUUAAGAACGUUACGGACGACUCGCGGUUAGACCAGAUUUCCAAAAUUCUCGGCAAAAUCGACGACGAUCAGGAUGGACAAAUUAAGGUGGAGGAUGUGUUGAAGGUCAUCGAAACCAUCGGCAAGGAGAACGUGAAGCUGAACGCGAAACAGGUGGACGAGCUGAUCGAUCUGCUCGACAAGGAGGAGGUGCUCGAGGCGGAGGACAAGAUCGAGAAGGCGCUCACCAAGAGCCUGGAAGCCAAAGAGAAGCAAAAGGAGCAGAAAGAGAAGGAGAAGGAAAAGCUGCUCGAGCUGACCGACAAGGCAACUGAUCUGAGCGCCCUCGCGCCACCGCCACCGCCCGCGAUUUCCACCGGACAGCAGCUAGACGACGGUACGGCCAUCAUCAAUGCGGAUGCCCUGCAGAAGGUGGUCGAGGAGCGUAAGAAAAAUGCCAGUAUUAAUGGAGCAGCAGGAGGAAGUGGAAUGGAUGGUGUUGUUGGUGGUGGUGGUGGAUUGGCCAGCGAGGUACCUGCUCCACCGGUAGUGCGUAGCGAAUCCGGAACCGGUGCAACGAAGGACAAAACGGUUUAAAUCGUCAAGCGGCCACGUUGAAGGGUGCUCGGAAAACAACGGUUAUCGGCUGAUGAUGUGUGGUCUGUGGUUAGGCAAACGAUCACUGCAUCCUGCCGAGUGAGUUAACGAAGGGGAGAAAAAGGAUGGGAACCAGAAGGAGUGGUACUAAAUGAAUAGAGUACGAACAUUUCGAAGGUCUUACAAUAUGUGUACAAACAAACAAACAAAAAACAAACAACCGCCUAGAGAGAUAGAUCGUAAUUGAAAUACGCGCUACGCGACCCAUUUAUUUACGUUAGUCCAGAAUCCGCAUCGAAUGUCUUUCCUGCCGCCUUAUAGCUCCCAGUUGACCCAUACGUUCGUUGUAUUGGACGGUUCGUGGAACCGUUCUUCAUCCACCUGUGGUGUCGUACUUUCCUGUAAGGUUUCUGUUUUUUCCUUCGGGUCUCAACUUCAUAUGGGAACGAAUAUGAUGAACGCUUACGCGAAACAAUCAUCAUUAAUGGUGCUGUGGCGAUAGAAAGGAAAUAAAACCAUAACUAAUUUAACGUCUAAUGAA